Gongylonema pulchrum is the source of this 213-nucleotide messenger RNA. The record is from the annotation of a GenBank genome assembly. NCBI's taxonomy places the organism in Eukaryota, Metazoa, Nematoda, Chromadorea, Rhabditida, Gongylonematidae.
UAUGGAUCUCUUGGCUUAAUGACCUCAGUGCUGAUGUGUCCUGAUGGAAAGACAAUCGAGGCGGAAGCCGCGCACGGUACUGUCACGCGACAUUACCGAGAACAUCAAAAAGGCAAUCCGACAUCAACAAACCCCGUGGCGUCAAUUUUUGCCUGGUCAAGGGGACUGGAUCAUCGUGGCAAACUCGAUAGCAACGAUGCUCUUCGCAAGUAA